Messenger RNA from Caenorhabditis bovis, 666 nucleotides. Lineage: Eukaryota; Metazoa; Nematoda; Chromadorea; Rhabditida; Rhabditidae. The record is from the annotation of a GenBank genome assembly.
AUGGUUACUGCCAAAGCGUACACCGUCGACUUGUCAGAUCGCCACCAAAUCAAUAAAACUGCAGAUCUGGUGAAAUCAGAAAUUGGAAAAAUCGAUAUUCUAAUCAAUAAUGCAGGAAUUGUCACAGGUAAAAAAUUAUUCGAUUGCCCCGACGAAAUGAUGGAGAAGACAAUGGCCGUCAACACGAACGCCCUGUUCUAUACAACAAAGAACUUCCUGCCAGCGAUGCUGGAAUCCAACCAAGGCCAUAUUGUGACAAUCGCCUCAAUGGCCGGCAAAACCGGUGCCGCCGGUCUUGUCGACUAUUGCGCUUCGAAGCACGGAGCCGUCGGAUUCAACGAUUCGUUGGCGAAUGAGAUCUACGCGAUGAAAAAGGAUGUGAAGACGACAGUGGUGUGCCCGUUUUAUAUCAACACUGGAAUGUUCGAUGGAGCCCAGACAAAAUGGCCAACACUUUUGCCAAUUCUCGAGCCCGAAUACGUAGUUGAUUGUAUAAUGGAGGCGAUACUCACAAAUCGCGCUUUCAUCGCGCUGCCAAAGACAUGCUACUUGGUGAUGGCGCUAAUGAGCUGCCUUCCAACCGAAGUCAACCUCCUCUAUGGCGAUUAUUUCGGAAUCACAACGUCGAUGGACAACUUCCGCGGGCGGCAGCCGGCGAAAGCCUAA